GCCCAUAACCUUUCACUACCAAUAUGAAUCAGCAUUGGUAUGAAUCAGAAAUUAGUUCCUUUAUUUGACUGUUACACUUGGUUUACCAAUUCACGCCUCUGUCCUAACAAGCCGUUUUUUCCACAAAUCACAGCACCAAGAAUUAGCUCAAACCCCAUCAAAUUUCAUACUAUGUUAGCAGUUUAUGCUCAAUUGUGAGCCCCAAAUAACAAGAUGGUAAAAUGGUUCUUGUUCUUGGUCUACCUUUAUCCUUUAUUAGUUAAUUAAGUCUGUGUAUGUGCGUGUGUUUAUUCCUAAAAUUUUCUUGUUAAGUUUUGCGUAUGUCACAUGAACUGGCAAGAAACAGUAAGAAAAAUGGAAAGUUCAAGAGUUUCUGUCUCAAUGUUCUGCUCUUUCGGUCUUUCCUUAUUCGUUAGAUGCAAUUUUUAAGGUGACCGAAUCAUAUUUAAUACACAUAAAUAUGGGCCUGUCAGGAAGCUGGAUUUCUUUGCCCUUUCCUCUCCUCUCCUCUCAUUGAACUUCCUCUCAGGUUUCCUCUUUCGAAUAAUUCUUGAGAAACCCUUUUGUCUUUGGACAUCAAUUCAAUCCUCUUCUUUCUUCUCAGUACCAUAAGAUUUUCCUCGCUGAAGCAAGAAAAUCUGACCUUUUUUUUUCUGUUUAUUACAAUGAGAGACUUUGCUUCUUGUUUCAGUGAAUAUGCUGUACAAGUUUCUGAUAGCGCUUCUUGUUCUAGUUAUGCAAAUACUUCUUGCAUCUCUCAAAAUUUGAUCCCUUCAGUCCAGAAUGCGGUGACUUGUUUAUACAAAACCAUUCUUUCUAAUCAGAAUCAAUUAGUCAUCAGAGUUGCAUGGUCAAAGAACUCUGCUUCUCAAGGCCUGAGCAUACACUUUGGUGAUGAUCCAUCCAAUUCUUUCAAGCUCAAUACGAAUUCUCGGUUGUUCAGGAAGAAGAAAGGCAGUAAAUGUUGUGAAUUCAAUGAUUACAAAGUUGAAGUCUUUUGGGAUCUCUCUGCAGCCAGGUACAAUACAGGCCCUGAACCGAUUGAUGGAUAUUAUGUUCUGGUCACGGUUGAUUCACAACUUUGCUUAAUUCUUGGUGAUAUGGCUGAAGAAGCAUCUUCGAAAAAGCUGAAAAGCGCCACCCCGGUUGCUAAAUCUUCGCUAGUUUCAAGGCAAGAGCACUUCUCUGGCAAUACCCUGUAUUCAACCAAGGCUCAAUUUUGUGAUACAGGCACUUGUCAUGAUAUUCUGAUAAGGUGCAGUGGUGAAAAUGAAGGGUUAAAGCAUCCAGUUUUAUCAGUUUGCAUUGAUAAAAAGAUGGUAACUCGAGUUAAGAGGCUGCAGUGGAAUUUCAGAGGAAAUCAGACCAUAUUUCUUGAUGGUUUAUUGGUUGAUCUCAUGUGGGAUGUUCAUGACUGGUUCUUCAAUCCGGCUUCCGGAUAUGCUGUUUUCAUGUUCAGAACAAGAAGUGGGAUGGAUAGUAGAUUGUGGUUGGAGGAAAAACUUGUGCAGAAGGAUCAAGAUAAAGUUGAUUUCUCAUUGUUGAUCUAUGCUUGUAGGUGCCCAUAACACGUGGAGACGGCCCAACUAGAACAAGAGGACACCCAAAUGAUGAUCAAAAUGUCUGAAUUGUACUCCACAAACUGUCUCCUGGCUAAAGUGGAUUUGGUCUGACAUUUCUGUGCUUCUUGAACAAAUGAUUGCACGAUGUACAACCCUGUAAAAAGGUAUACGGUACGUUGUUGUUACAACUGGAUUGUUCCGGUGCCGUUAUGGCAAGAACGCAGAAGCCAGAUGGUGCCUUGGAGCAUCAGCUAAGAUGAGUUCUGGUCCAGGAUUAGCAGCAGAAGCUAUUGAAGUUUGCAAGAAUGGUGGGUCGAUGUCCCUUUCCUGAACAAUAAAACUGCACUAAUUUUAGGGGACGAAGGAGAAAGGCCAUCUAAGCCAAGUUAAGGACGCUAUCCCAGCACAAAUUUGUUGCUCCAUAUUCUAGUUUGAUCACUGAAUGGAAAAGGACGCUGCUGUUUGCUCAGUUAUUUUUUUUUUUUACCCUAACAAAUUAUACUGAUUAUUUUUUACUUCAAAAUUUAUGAA
Messenger RNA from Coffea arabica (coffee), 2093 nucleotides. RefSeq lists its product as uncharacterized. The record is from RefSeq and is a predicted model, not a curated record. NCBI's taxonomy places the organism in Eukaryota, Viridiplantae, Streptophyta, Magnoliopsida, Gentianales, Rubiaceae.